Messenger RNA from Hipposideros armiger (great roundleaf bat), 11062 nucleotides. RefSeq names its product neurobeachin (gene NBEA). Gene Ontology annotation, molecular function: protein kinase binding. Gene Ontology annotation, biological process: intracellular protein localization. The coding region runs from base 544 to 9300 and encodes 2918 amino acids. The transcript has 57 exons. The record is from RefSeq and is a predicted model, not a curated record. NCBI's taxonomy places the organism in Eukaryota, Metazoa, Chordata, Mammalia, Chiroptera, Hipposideridae. Gene Ontology annotation, cellular component: membrane; cytosol.
AAGGCGCUGCGCAGGCGCAGUGGCCGCUACCGCAGGCAGGGGGCGGCAACAUGGCGGAGUGAGCGGCGGCGUCGGGGCUUCACAACAACAGUGGCGCUGGUAGCAGCGGCCGCAGCAGCGUCAGUAGCGUCGGCCACAGCCGGAACCUCAGCACCGGCCAGCGCCGUGACCAGCUGCUCGCGCCCCAGGGGUCUUCGGAGCGGCUGCAGCAUCUCCGCGGGGGGCGGGCCGGGCCGGACGGACCGGGAAGGGGAGAGAGAGGAGGCAGCGGCACAGCUGCUGGGCGGACACUGCCGCUCGCCCGGCAGCGGUUAGCGGCGCCGCCACCGCCGGGAAUAAGCCAGCAAAUAACCCACCGCCUCCGCCGGGGAGGGCGCCGGAGCGGGCCGGGCUCAGGCGCAGGCGGGGAGCGGGGCCGGCGCAGCGGCGCUGGUGGAUGCUGGGGCUCCGAGGCGACGGCCGGGGGGCGGGGGCCGCGGCAGGUAUAACGGUACCGGCGGAGGCAGCGCCUCUGCUCUUCCCUUCUCCUCAGGAGGGGGGGAAAUGGCGAGCGAGAAGCCGGGCCCGGGCCCGGGGCUCGAGCCUCAGCCCGUGGGGCUCAUCGCCGUCGGGGCCGGAGGCGGAGGCGGCGGGGGCAGCGGCGGUGGCGGCAGCGGGAUGGGGGAGCCGAGGGGGGCGUCCGGCUCCGGCUCGGUGGUGCUGCCCGCGGGGAUGAUUAACCCUUCGGUGCCGAUCCGCAACAUCCGGAUGAAAUUCGCAGUGUUGAUUGGACUCAUACAGGUCGGAGAGGUCAGCAACAGGGACAUCGUGGAGACCGUGCUCAACCUGCUGGUUGGUGGAGAAUUUGACUUGGAGAUGAACUUUAUUAUCCAGGAUGCUGAGAGUAUAACAUGCAUGACUGAGCUUUUGGAGCACUGUGAUGUAACAUGUCAAGCAGAAAUAUGGAGCAUGUUUACAGCCAUUCUACGAAAAAGUGUUCGGAAUUUACAGACUAGCACAGAAGUUGGGCUAAUUGAACAAGUAUUGCUGAAAAUGAGUGCUGUAGAUGACAUGAUAGCAGAUCUUCUAGUUGAUAUGUUGGGGGUUCUUGCCAGCUACAGCAUCACUGUCAAGGAGUUGAAGCUUUUGUUCAGCAUGCUUCGAGGAGAAAGUGGAAUCUGGCCAAGACAUGCAGUAAAAUUAUUAUCAGUUCUUAAUCAGAUGCCACAAAGACAUGGUCCUGAUACUUUUUUCAAUUUUCCUGGUUGUAGUGCUGCGGCAAUUGCAUUGCCUCCUAUUGCAAAGUGGCCUUAUCAGAAUGGCUUCACCCUAAACACUUGGUUUCGUAUGGAUCCAUUAAAUAACAUUAAUGUUGAUAAGGAUAAACCUUAUCUUUAUUGUUUUCGUACUAGCAAAGGAGUUGGCUACUCUGCCCAUUUUGUUGGCAACUGUCUUAUAGUCACAUCACUGAAGUCCAAAGGAAAAGGUUUUCAGCACUGUGUGAAAUACGAUUUUCAACCACGCAAGUGGUACAUGAUCAGCAUUGUCCACAUUUAUAAUCGAUGGAGGAACAGUGAAAUUCGGUGUUAUGUUAAUGGACAGCUCGUAUCCUAUGGUGAUAUGGCUUGGCACGUUAACACAAAUGAUAGCUAUGACAAGUGCUUUCUUGGAUCUUCCGAAACUGCUGAUGCAAAUAGGGUUUUCUGUGGUCAGCUUGGUGCCGUGUAUGUAUUCAGUGAAGCACUCAACCCUGCACAGAUAUUUGCAAUUCAUCAGUUAGGACCUGGAUAUAAGAGCACCUUCAAGUUUAAAUCUGAGAGUGAUAUUCAUUUGGCAGAACAUCAUAAACAGGUUCUGUAUGAUGGAAAGCUUGCAAGUAGUAUUGCAUUUACAUAUAACGCCAAGGCCACUGAUGCUCAGCUUUGCCUGGAAUCCUCACCAAAAGAAAAUGCAUCUAUUUUCGUGCAUUCUCCACAUGCUCUAAUGCUCCAGGAUGUGAAAGCUAUAGUGACACAUUCAAUUCAUAGUGCAAUUCAUUCAAUUGGAGGGAUUCAAGUGCUUUUCCCACUUUUUGCCCAACUGGACAAUCGGCAGCUCAAUGACAGUCAAGUGGAAACAACUGUCUGUGCUACUCUUUUGGCAUUCCUGGUUGAACUACUUAAAAGUUCAGUAGCCAUGCAAGAACAGAUGCUGGGUGGAAAAGGCUUUUUAGUCAUUGGCUACUUACUUGAAAAGUCCUCAAGAGUUCAUAUAACUAGAGCUGUCCUGGAGCAAUUUUUAACCUUUGCAAAAUACCUUGAUGGUUUAUCUCAUGGAGCACCUUUGCUGAAGCAGCUUUGUGAUCACAUUUUAUUCAAUCCAGCCAUCUGGAUACAUACACCUGCAAAGGUUCAGCUUUCCCUGUAUACUUAUUUGUCUGCUGAAUUUAUUGGAACUGCUACCAUUUACACCACCAUACGCAGGGUAGGAACAGUAUUACAGCUAAUGCACACAUUAAAAUAUUACUACUGGGUCAUUAAUCCUGCUGACAGCAGUGGCAUUACACCUAAAGGAUUAGAUGGUCCCCGGCCAUCACAAAAAGAAAUUAUAUCACUACGGGCAUUUAUGCUACUUUUUCUGAAACAGCUCAUACUGAAGGAUCGAGGGGUCAAGGAAGAUGAACUUCAGAGUAUAUUAAAUUACCUACUUACAAUGCAUGAGGAUGAAAAUAUUCAUGAUGUGUUACAGUUACUAGUGGCUUUAAUGUCAGAACACCCAGCCUCAAUGAUACCAGCAUUUGAUCAAAGAAAUGGAAUAAGGGUAAUCUACAAACUCUUGGCUUCUAAAAGUGAAAGUAUUUGGGUUCAAGCUCUGAAGGUUCUGGGAUACUUUCUGAAGCAUUUAGGUCACAAGAGAAAAGUUGAAAUUAUGCAUACCCAUAGUCUUUUCACUCUUCUUGGAGAAAGGCUGAUGUUGCAUACAAACACUGUGACUGUCACCACGUACAACACACUUUAUGAGAUAUUGACAGAGCAAGUAUGUACUCAAGUUGUACACAAACCACAUCCAGAGCCAGAUUCUACAGUGAAAAUUCAGAAUCCAAUGAUUCUUAAGGUGGUGGCAACUUUGUUAAAAAACUCUACACCAAGUGCAGAACUGAUGGAAGUUCGUCGUUUAUUUUUAUCUGACAUGGUAAAACUUUUCAGUAACAGUCGUGAAAAUAGAAGAUGUUUAUUGCAGUGUUCAGUUUGGCAGGAUUGGAUGUUUUCUCUUGGCUAUAUCAAUCCUAAAAAUUCUGAAGAACAGAAGAUUACUGAGAUGGUCUACAAUAUCUUCCGGAUUCUUUUGUAUCAUGCAAUAAAAUACGAAUGGGGAGGCUGGAGAGUCUGGGUGGAUACACUCUCGAUUGCCCAUUCCAAGGUCACUUAUGAAGCACAUAAGGAAUACCUAGCCAAAAUGUAUGAAGAAUAUCAAAGACAAGAGGAGGAAAACAUUAAAAAGGGAAAAAAAGGGAAUGUGAGCACCAUCUCUGGUCUUUCAUCACAGACAACAGGAGCAAAAGGUGGAAUGGAAAUUCGAGAGAUAGAAGACCUUUCACAAAGCCAAAGCCCAGAAAGUGAGACAGAUUACCCUGUCAGUGCAGACACUAGAGACUUGCUCAUGUCAACAAAGGUGUCAGAUGAUAUUCUUGGAAAUUCAGACAGACCAGGAGGUGGUGUACAUGUGGAAGUGCAUGACCUUUUAGUUGAUAUAAAAGCAGAGAAAGUGGAAGCAACAGAAGUAAAGCUGGAUGAUAUGGAUUUAUCACCAGAGACUCUCGUAGGUGGAGAGAAUGGUGCCCUUGUGGAGGUUGAAUCUUUGUUGGAUAAUGUAUAUAGUGCUGCUGUUGAAAAACUCCAGAACAAUGUACAUGGAAGUGUUGGUAUCAUUAAAAAAAAUGAAGAAAAGGAUAAUGGUCCAUUAAUAACAUUAGCAGAUGAGAAAGAUGAACUUCCCAAUAGUAAUACAUCAUUUCUCUUUGAUAAAAUGCCCAAACAGGAGGAGAAACUCCUUCCUGAACUUUCUAGCAAUCACAUUAUUCCAAAUAUUCAGGACACACAAGUACAUCUGGGUGUGAGUGAUGAUCUUGGGUUGCUUGCUCACAUGACCGGUAGUGUAGAUUUAACUUGUACAUCAAGUAUAAUAGAAGAAAAAGAGUUCAAAAUCCACACAACUUCAGAUGGAAUGAGCACUAUUCCUGAAAGAGACUUAGCAUCAUCAUCUAAAGGGUUAGAGUAUGCUGAAAUGACUGCUACAACUCUGGAAACUGAGUCUUCUGGUAGCAAAACUGUACCAAACAUUGAUGCAGGAAGUAUAAUUUCAGACACUGAGAGAUCUGACGAUGGCAAAGAAUCAGGAAAGGAAAUCCGAAAAAUCCAGACCACUACUACAACACAAGCUGUUCAGGGUCGGUCUGUCACACAGCAAGACAGAGAUCUCCGAGUUGAUUUAGGAUUUCGAGGGAUGCCCAUGACUGAGGAGCAGCGGCGUCAGUUCAGCCCAGGUCCACGUACCACAAUGUUUCGUAUUCCUGAGUUCAAAUGGUCUCCAAUGCACCAGCGACUUCUCACUGAUUUGCUGUUUGCACUAGAAACAGAUGUACAUGUUUGGAGGAGGGGGUAUGUAACUUUUUACUCUCAGCCAUACUCAUUAUUUUUAGUGUUUGACAUGUCUAAUGUUGAAAUUGUAUUUAAUUUUGAGAGGACGGAGUUGGAAAACAUUGAAGUGACACAAGGCAUGUCAGCUGAGACGGCGGUAACUUUCCUCAGCCGACUGAUGGCCAUGGUUGAUGUACUUGUAUUCGCCAGCUCUCUAAAUUUUAGUGAGAUUGAAGCCGAAAAAAACAUGUCUUCUGGAGGUUUAAUGCGACAGUGCUUAAGGCUAGUUUGUUGUGUUGCUGUGAGAAACUGUUUAGAAUGUCGGCAGAGACAGAGAGACAGGGGGAACAAAUCUUCCCAUGGAAGCAGCAAACCUCAAGAAGUGCCCCAAAGUAUUACUGCCACAGCAGCUUCUAAGACUCCAUUAGAAAAUGUUCCAGGUAACCUUUCUCCUAUUAAGGACCCCGAUAGACUUCUUCAGGACGUUGAUAUCAAUCGCCUUCGUGCUGUUGUCUUUCGGGAUGUGGAUGACAGCAAGCAGGCGCAGUUCUUAGCUCUAGCUGUUGUUUACUUCAUUUCGGUUCUGAUGGUUUCCAAGUAUCGUGAUAUAUUAGAACCCCAGCGAGAAACUGCAAGAACUGGAAGCCAACCAGGUAGAAACAUCAGACAAGAAAUAAAUUCUCCCACAAGUACAGUUGUGGUCAUACCAUCUAUUCCUCAUCCAAGUUUGAACCAUGGAUUCCUUGCCAAGUUAAUUCCUGAGCAGAGCUUUGCCCACUCUUUUUACAAAGAAACACCUGCUGCAUUCCCAGACACUAUAAAGGAAAAGGAAACACCAACCCCUGGGGAAGAUAUUCAGAUAGAAAGUUCCAUUCCUCAUACGGAUUCAGGAAUUGGAGAGGAGCAAGUGGCUAGCAUCUUGAAUGGGACAGAAUUAGAGCCUAGCCCAGGCCCUGAUGCCAUGAGUGAACUGUUAUCCACUUUGUCAUCUGAAGUAAAAAAAUCACAAGAAAGCUUAGCUGAGAACCCCAGUGAAAUGUUGAAACCUGCACCAUCCAUAUCUAGCAUUAGUCAAACCAAAGGCAUCAAUGUCAAGGAAAUAUUGAAAAGUCUCGUGGCUGCCCCAGUUGAAAUUGCAGAGUGUGGUCCCGAACCUAUCCCAUACCCAGAUCCAGCAUUGAAGAGAGAAGCGCAAGCUAUUCUCCCUAUGCAGUUCCAUUCCUUUGACAGGAGUGUCGUGGUGCCUGUGAAGAAGCCACCUCCAGGCAGUUUAGCUGUAACCACAGUAGGAGCCACUGCUGCUGGGAGUGGGCUGCCGGCAGGCAGUACCUCUAAUAUAUUUGCUGCUACUGGAGCUACACCAAAAAGUAUGAUUAAUACAACAGGUGCAGUGGAUUCAGGGUCCUCCUCCUCUUCCUCCUCUUCUAGUUUUGUGAAUGGUGCUACCAGCAAAAACCUUCCAGCUGUACAAACUGUUGCUCCAAUGCCGGAAGACUCGGCCGAAAAUAUGAGCAUCACUGCAAAACUUGAAAGAGCUCUAGAAAAAGUUGCUCCUCUUCUUCGUGAAAUUUUUGUAGACUUUGCCCCAUUCCUAUCUCGUACACUUCUUGGCAGUCAUGGACAAGAACUAUUGAUAGAAGGCCUUGUUUGCAUGAAGUCCAGCACUUCUGUGGUUGAGCUUGUUAUGCUGCUUUGUUCUCAGGAAUGGCAAAAUUCUAUUCAGAAGAAUGCAGGACUUGCAUUUAUUGAACUCAUCAAUGAAGGAAGAUUACUAUGCCAUGCAAUGAAGGACCACAUAGUUCGUGUUGCAAAUGAAGCAGAGUUCAUUUUGAACAGACAGAGAGCCGAGGAUGUACAUAAGCAUGCAGAGUUUGAGUCACAGUGUGCCCAAUAUGCUGCUGACAGAAGAGAGGAGGAAAAGAUGUGUGACCAUCUAAUUAGUGCUGCCAAACAUCGAGACCACGUUACAGCAAAUCAGCUGAAACAGAAGAUCCUUAAUAUUCUCACAAAUAAGCAUGGUGCCUGGGGAGCAGUUUCUCAUAGCCAAUUGCAUGAUUUCUGGCGUUUGGAUUACUGGGAAGAUGAUCUGCGUCGAAGGAGACGAUUUGUUCGGAAUGCAUUUGGCUCCACUCAUGCUGAAGCAUUGCUCAAAGCUGCCAUAGAGUACGGCACUGAAGAAGAUGUGGUAAAGUCAAAGAAAACAUUCAGAAGUCAAGCAAUAGUGAAUCAGAGCGCAGAGACCGAACUUAUGCUAGAAGGAGAUGACGACGCGGUCAGUCUGCUACAGGAGAAGGAAAUUGACAAUCUUGCAGGCCCAGUGGUUCUCAGCACGCCUGCCCAGCUCAUCGCGCCUGUGGUGGUGGCCAAAGGGACUCUCUCCAUCACCACGACAGAAAUCUACUUCGAAGUAGAUGAGGAUGAUCCUGCUUUCAAGAAGAUCGACACGAAAGUUCUUGCAUACACUGAGGGACUCCAUGGAAAAUGGAUGUUCAGCGAGAUACGAGCUGUAUUUUCAAGACGUUAUCUUCUCCAAAACACUGCUUUGGAAGUAUUUAUGGCAAACAGAACCUCUGUUAUGUUUAAUUUCCCUGAUCAAGCAACAGUAAAAAAAGUUGUCUAUAGCUUGCCUCGUGUUGGAGUAGGGACCAGCUAUGGUUUGCCACAAGCCAGGAGGAUAUCCCUGGCCACCCCUCGACAACUUUAUAAAUCUUCCAACAUGACUCAACGUUGGCAAAGAAGGGAAAUUUCAAACUUCGAAUAUUUGAUGUUUCUGAAUACUAUAGCAGGACGGACGUAUAAUGACCUGAACCAGUACCCCGUGUUUCCAUGGGUAUUAACAAACUAUGAAUCAGAAGAAUUGGACUUGACUCUUCCAGGAAACUUCAGGGAUCUAUCAAAGCCAAUCGGUGCUUUGAACCCCAAGAGAGCAGUGUUUUAUGCAGAGCGUUAUGAGACGUGGGAAGAUGAUCAAAGCCCGCCGUACCAUUACAACACGCACUAUUCAACAGCGGCCUCCACCUUAUCCUGGCUGGUUCGAAUUGAACCUUUCACAACCUUCUUCCUCAAUGCAAAUGAUGGAAAAUUUGACCAUCCAGAUCGAACCUUCUCAUCAGUUGCCAGGUCUUGGAGAACUAGUCAGAGAGAUACUUCUGAUGUAAAGGAGCUAAUUCCAGAGUUCUAUUACCUACCAGAGAUGUUUGUCAACAGUAACGGCUAUAAUCUUGGAGUCAGAGAAGAUGAAGUGGUGGUAAAUGAUGUUGAUCUUCCCCCUUGGGCAAAAAAACCUGAAGACUUUGUACGGAUCAACAGGAUGGCCCUGGAAAGUGAAUUUGUUUCUUGUCAACUCCAUCAGUGGAUUGACCUUAUAUUUGGCUACAAACAGAGAGGCCCAGAAGCAGUCCGUGCUCUGAACGUUUUUCACUACUUAACCUAUGAAGGCUCUGUGAACCUGGAGAGCAUCUCUGACCCUGUGCUAAGGGAGGCCACAGAGGCGCAGAUUCAGAACUUCGGACAGACACCAUCCCAGUUGCUCAUUGAGCCACAUCCGCCUCGGAGCUCUGCCAUGCACCUGUGUUUCCUUCCACAGAGCCCACUCAUGUUUAAAGAUCAGAUGCAACAGGAUGUGAUCAUGGUGCUGAAGUUUCCAUCAAAUUCUCCAGUGACCCAUGUGGCAGCGAACACACUGCCCCACCUGACCAUCCCUGCGGUGGUGACAGUGACCUGCAGCAGACUGUUUGCCGUGAAUCGAUGGCACAACACAGUAGGCCUCAGAGGAGCUCCAGGCUACUCUUUGGAUCAAGCCCACCAUCUUCCCAUUGAAAUGGAUCCGCUGAUUGCCAAUAACUCUGGUGUGAACAAACGGCAGAUCACAGACCUUGUUGACCAGAGUAUACAAAUCAACGCACAUUGUUUUGUGGUCACAGCCGAUAACCGUUAUAUUCUUAUCUGUGGAUUCUGGGAUAAGAGCUUCCGAGUUUAUUCUACAGAAACAGGAAAAUUAACUCAGAUUGUAUUUGGCCACUGGGAUGUGGUCACAUGCCUGGCCAGGUCUGAGUCGUACAUCGGUGGGGACUGCUAUAUUGUGUCCGGGUCUCGAGACGCGACCCUGCUUCUCUGGUACUGGAGUGGGCGUCAUCAUAUCAUAGGAGACAACCCUAAUAGCAGUGACUACCCUGCACCAAGGGCUGUCCUCACAGGCCAUGACCAUGAAGUUGUGUGUGUUUCUGUCUGCGCAGAACUUGGACUUGUUAUCAGUGGUGCUAAAGAGGGCCCCUGCCUAGUCCAUACAAUCACUGGAGAUUUGCUGAGAGCCCUUGAAGGACCCGAAAACUGCUUGUUCCCGCGUUUGAUUUCUGUCUCCAGUGAAGGCCACUGUAUCAUAUACUAUGAACGAGGGAGAUUCAGCAAUUUUAGCAUUAAUGGGAAGCUUUUGGCUCAAAUGGAGAUCAAUGAUUCCACACGGGCCAUUCUCCUGAGCAGCGACGGCCAGAACCUGGUGACCGGAGGGGACAAUGGUGUGGUAGAGGUGUGGCAGGCCUGUGACUUCAAGCAGCUGUACAUUUACCCCGGAUGUGAUGCUGGCAUUAGAGCUAUGGACUUAUCCCAUGACCAGAGGACUCUGAUCACGGGCAUGGCUUCGGGUAGCAUUGUAGCUUUUAAUAUAGAUUUUAAUCGGUGGCAUUAUGAGCAUCAGAAUAGAUACUGAAGACAAAUGAAGAACCAAAAGCCAAGUGAAAGCUGAGAGCACAAGUGCUGCAUGGAAAGGCAAUAUCUCUGGUGGGAAAAACUCGUCUCCAUCGACCUCCGUUUGUACAUUCCAUCACACCCAGCAAUAGCUGUACAUUGUAGCCAGCAGCCAUUUUACUUUGUGUGUUUUUUCACGACUGAACACCAGCUGCUUCCUUAAGCAAGCUUAUAUCAUGUAAAUUAUAUGAAUUAGGAGAUGUUUUGGUAAUUAUUUCAUAUAUUGUUGUUCAUUGAGAAAAGGUAGUAGGAUGCGUCACAAGAGACUUUUGACAAUUCUGAGGAACCUUGUGUCCAGUUGUUACAAAGUUUAAGCUUUAAACCUAACCUGCAUCCCAUUUCCAGCCUCUUUUCAAGCUGAGAAAAAAAAAAAGGAAAAAAAAACACGUUUGAUACUUUGUACAUCAGAUGCAUCUUAUUUAAAGGGAUACUUUUGUAAAAGUAAAACCUUGUAUAAAGAACAAAACGUUUCUUAAUUUUAUUGUGAAGUUACAACUUGCAUGUUCUUUAAUCCUGAUGUCUUGAUGAAACAGGUGCAUUCACACUAUGAAACAGAAGGAUCUGUCCAAGGACACAGCUUGUAUGAAAGGGUUGAAUCGGUAAUUUUUGACAUUUUCACCAAAAUAUGGUUUGCACUUUUUAAUCUAAAUUCAUCCCUCCUAAGUAAUUUGCUCAUAAAGCAUUUGGAUACUAAGCCAUUAUUUGCUGUUUUUGGUACUUAUACAAAGAAAAUUCAGCCCUACCCUUCAUAAUUUGAAGACACAGCAGAAAGGGGGCUUAGGGAUGGGGUCCUGGUUUUUAUUGUAUAAAUAGGAGUCCCGAUCAUUAGUUUCAUAGCAAUGACUCCCCAACUCCUGGACAUUUCCUCCAGAGUCAUCUGGCGUAGUGUGUGUACAUUAGUGGAAGAGAAUCUGAUGGUGGUUUUUGUUUGUUUUGUUUUGUUUUGUUUCUCUCUUUGGUUCUUGAAUAGCUUAGUUUCUUUACUAACAAGUCAGAUUUUAAUUAUAACAAUAACUGAACUUAUUCUUUUAGGUUAUUAUGAAAUUCUCACCUAAAGCCACAUUCUUAGCCUAAGGCACUUCAUCUUUUAUGAUAUAAAAUGAUGGCUAUAAAUGAUUUCCCAUACAUUGUACUGAUCAAGUUAUACACCCAGGGGUAUAUACACUUUGUUUCUUCUUUGUAUAUUUGGUGACUGUAUCGUCAUAGAUGUACAUAUUGUGUCGGUAGGGCUUAUGAGGCAUGUUACAGGAAUGUAAUUUUCUCAGAAUUUACACUCACUUGCAGUCAUUUAUUUAAAAAGAUAAAACAAGAUAAUGGGUUCUUUGUAUUGGCACUUUGCACCAGAAACAUUUCAUUAUUUAUUGAUGUGAUUACUUAUUUGUUAUUCACCUUGUACUAGUAAGUUUUAGUACUGAAAUCCUUCUUCAUUGUUGUUUGUAUUUAUGAGAUUCUGAAAUUCUGGGGAAUCAGCGUAAUGAUUAAGUUAUUCAUCACCAGGCUGUAAGCAAUAUCUUGAGUUUGUAGCUUAGAAUUGGGAGGACACUGAACAUCUGGAAGACAAGUUCAUUUCAUCUUGAGAUCAUGGUGAAAUAUUUUGGAUAUAUAAAUUCCUUAAGCUAUUGUAACCAUGUUUUAUUGCAAAGAUGUAAAAUAUGCCAGAUGUGUGUGAGUUGGAAAUUAAAAAAAGAAAAAUAAAAUAUGCAAAGAAUUCACUGAUUGUUUUA